UCGGCCCCACCUUCCAGCUCCUAGUGGCGGACCGGCGUCGGGAAAGUUGAGAGGCGCCCGGGGUGGGGUCAGGAAAGGGCCGCUGCUGCCCUCGCGUGGCCAGCCGGCCACCCGCGCCUACAUCACCUGGGGCUUCGCGGGAGGCGGGACUGGAAAAGGCGGCUUCGGGGACGCCCGAGGAGGAGGCCGCGGAAGAUGCCCACCCUCUGCUCCUAGGAUCAUUGCGGAGAAGAGUGAGUCUGAGGCCAGUGGAUGAACUGAAAGAAGAUAAAAGAUUCCAAAAAAGGAUGCGUGAGAGGGCCACACAGAACUGGAGCACGGGCGGCUGGCUGCUGGCACUUGGCCUGGUCUGGCUGUGGACCCACCUGGCCUCGGCUUCCUUGCAGCCUCCAACUCCUACAGUCCCCGUGAAGCAGGGCACCUGCGAGGUGAUUGCCGCUCACCGCUGCUGUAACCGGAACCGCAUCGAGGAGCGCUCCCAGACUGUCAAGUGCUCUUGCUCCUCUGGCCAGGUGGCCGGCACCACCCGGGCAAAGCCCUCCUGCGUGGACGCCUCCAUCGUCCUGCAGAAGUGGUGGUGCCAGAUGGAGCCCUGCCUGCUGGGCGAGGAGUGUAAAGUGCUCCCGGACCUCUCGGGAUGGAGCUGCAGCACCGGACACAAAGUCAAAACCACCAAGGUCACACGAUAGCUCUUGGGGUCAUGACCUGACAGCUUGAUUGAGCCACGCACUGGAGAAUGGUGUCCAGUUACCAGCUGGCAAAUAUGGAGAUUCACUUCCCUGGACCCACACCCUGUGCAAAGUGCAGCAGCACUCUUUCCAGAGGUAUUGCAGUUAAGCUUCUCAGCAGAUAUGUCCUCAUAUCUCCAGGCCAAUCUCUAGCCACAUACCUGUGGUGCUGGGCUCUCCCUGGGGGACACAGAAGAAGGUCAAGAUAGAAUCCCUACCCUUAAGGAAUGUUCAGUCAAGUUGAAGAGCUGACGAAAGGCAAUCUAGGUAAUUUAGAUUAAAGUGUGUAGUAUCAGACUGGUUUCUGGCCCAUAUGCUGUGAGCAUGUUGGGGACCGUUCACCCCACUCCAGUUGAGGAGACUCCCAUAGCCCUUCAGCCACCCUCUGGCCACAGGGCACAAAGACAAUAGGUCAUAUUCACCACCCACUACUUCAGUGGGAUCUCACAUUGGUCCGAAUCCCCGGCAAGCUGCUGACCUACUGAAGGAAAACACUCUCCCCUGUUGCCAGACCGACUGUAUCUCAUUUGGAUGGGGCUGAAUUGACUUGGGGAAGGAAAGCAGAGAUGAAGCCAAACAACUUUCCAGAAAAGCUUCUGCAGAGGCCUUGCUUGCUUUGGACACACUGGGUAUGGGCUGGACAGGACUGUAAAAUCACCCCCACCCGAACACCCCAGGUUUUUGUUUGUUUGCUUGUUUUAACAGAUGAGGAAACUGAGUCCCAGAGAAAUGAGGUGACUUGCCCAAGGUGUCACAGCUUGGGCUCCCAAAUCUCUAAGACGGCUGACCUUUCACUUAGCCUGGAUGUUGGGAUUCCAGCCUGGGCCUUCCAUGCUGUUUUUAUCUCAAGAACAGGAACCUACAAAGAACUGGAUGGACAGCUCAAUGAUUUUGAGCAAGAACUUUUACAAAGUUCACUCCUAUCUGAAAUAAUCCAGAAUACCUACCCACCAAGAUGCAGGACCACUGGGUCUCCACUCUGCCCUCAGCCCCAAAACUUCCAAACAGAACCCAUGACAGCCCAGAGGUCACUCAGCCCAGUUACAGCUGAGCACUCUGAGCUGGAAGCCUUGUCCACUCUAACCCGUCUCUUCCGGAGUCCUUAGGCUGUGCCUCUCAGAGGCUCUGGCUCCAACAGAGGGUCCGGGUGGCGUCCAGGGCUAGUCAGAUUCCUCUUCCUUCAAAGGCCGUGCUAGGCAGCAGGGGAGCCCCUGCUGGGCUGGAUGGAGCCUCUGUCCAGGACUGAAGGUCAGCCAGUCAGGCUGGCACCCUAGGUGGUUUGCGGAUGACACACAGGCCUCAGGGACUCAGGGACGCGAAUUACUUGGAUGUCUCAUCAAUAAGAGAAUUACAGCCUCAGUGACUGCUGGCAUCAGCUGGGAUCAGCUGGGAUCAGCUAGGAUCAGCUGGGAUCGCCAGGACUGCAGGGUGUGAUGGGGCCUUGAGGGGAGGGGCAUCAGCAGAGACCAACUAGGACAAUGCUGAAUUCUGACCCUCAGAGAAGAUAGACCAGAUGACGGGUUGAGGCUGAGUCUCAGUCCCUCCCUGCUUCUCUCCCUCCCUCCCCAUGCAGUAGAAUCAAGACCGUUCACCCCACUCCAGGGUUUAUCUUCUUGUUUGCCUUUUUGUUGUUUUUGGUAAUGGGGUGAACAAUGAUGCCGGCUUCGCACUAGACUGUAGAUGUCAGAACUCUGACAACUUCUGAAUCUCUGCAGAUAGUCGGGUCACAGGGUGGGGUAGUCAAGGAGUAGGUCAAAGGUUGUCAUCACCUCCUUCAAGGUUGGGGAGUGGAUUAAGGGAUUGGCACUCUUUCUGGAAAGGAUAGUAAAUAUUUGCAGGCCACAUACAGCCUCUGGCAUAUUCUUUGUUUUUGUUGCUGUUGAUUUUGUUUCAUGUUGGUUUUUUGUUUGUUUGUUUGUUUGUUUUUAGUCAUGUUGUUUUAAAAAACCUUUUAAAAUGUAAAAACCAUUCUUAGCUCAAGGGCUGUACAAAACCAGGCCCCAGGCAAUUUUUGGAAGGUUGCCAACCCCAAUAAACCUUUGAAAGCAGGCCAUCUCUGCAGCUUGGGUCUGCCUCCCGGCCUGCCUUUGGUGCAGUGGGAACCUGAGCGUGAGGGGUGGGUCGGGUUUUGUUUUUCUUCUAAUGUUCCUUGAGAGACUGGUGAGUGAAUUAUUUAGGCUACAAAUGAGACAGCUUUAGCAGAGUCGGACAAUAAGAGCCUGCUCUCCUUCAAGCCAGGAGGAUGCAGGCUUCUCUACUCCCUCCCCAUCCCGCAAGACUGUGUCCAGGAGGGAGGGAGAGGGCUCCAGCCCCCUGCACAUCUGCUGCAUCCAUAGCCAGUGGGCUGUGAGCUGGGGGAUUAUGCUGUACAAACUCCCCCCAAGCUGCCAACCACCGCCCGCCCCUGCCCCAGCCAGGCUCCUUGAUCCUCCCUGACUUCCCUCAUCCCUGCUUCAGAGAAGACCUCCUUCCUUUGGCACAUGCUGGAAUUUGCUAAUUCAUUUUUUUAACUCCUCAAAGCCUCCAUUUCCUCCUGACCUAAUCAUAUAUUUAUUUGGUGGGCUUUGAGGGGUAUUCUUUAUAUGGCCAGGAGAGCCCCACACGAGAGGAUCUGAUGGAGAAGGGAAAGCGUCUCACCUCCCAACAGAAGCUCCCUCAGGUCCUGCUUCCAACUAAGUCAACAUUUGUACACAUUUUGUAGCUGCUUCAAUGGCAGUAUAGGAAUGCAAAUUAAUUUUCCUGGAGCAUAGGGGUCCUGGAUCAUUUGUGUUCCUUUUCUCCCCUUAGUGGGAUGGGUUCUCAGAUUUCCUGAGGUUAGCUGGUAACCCUACCCAACCAGCUUCGGAAGGUUGCCAACUACAGAAGAUCAUGUGGCUACUUUCUGUGGCCUCCUGGCAGUUUCAUUAAGGUCUGUGAGUGACAUCCUAAUUAAUGGCUCCAGACAGUUGGCUAGAGUUGAAGCCGCAGCUUCCUAAAAUCACAAGCUUAGAGCUAGAAAGGAUUUAAGAGACCUUAACCAAUUCCCUCAUUUGACAGAUGUGAAAAGGAAGGCUCAGAGAGGUUAGGUAAUUUGCUCAAAGUCACACAGCAAGCUGGUGGCAUGUGCUGCCCAGUGAUCCAGACAAGUGCUCUUUAUGCUACUGCGCAUUGCCUCUUACUCUAGUAUAGAUGAGAGCCCUGAAAAGAAGCCAGAAUUUCAGCAAGGAUGAAUGUGAAAGAGCCUCACUCUAAAAUCACCCAACCCUGUGAGUUCCAAAGGACAGAAUAAAGAAGAAUGGGAAGCUUUUAGAGAUAUAUACACAGAAAGAGGGGAGAAGGGACAAAAGGGGGGAAUUGAGAUCACUCAGAAGAACAUCAAAACACCAAAGCACCACACAAAAUAAUUAGAAUAAAACUUGAUUUUUGUCCUUCUUGGAGGAGACAGAAUGGAGCUCCUGUCAAUCUUUGGGAGACCUGUGCAGCAGUUUUGAUGGUUUCAGGAUUCUUUAGAGCCUAGUGCAAGGGGCUGCAAACCAAGGCCCAUGGGCCAAAUUUGGUCCACCACCUGUCUUUGUAAAUAAAGUUGCAUUGGAAUGUAACCGUGCUUAUUUGUUUAUUAUUGUCUGUGACUACUUUCCUACUAUGAGAU
Messenger RNA from Balaenoptera acutorostrata (minke whale), 4356 nucleotides. RefSeq names its product TAFA chemokine like family member 3 (gene TAFA3). NCBI's taxonomy places the organism in Eukaryota, Metazoa, Chordata, Mammalia, Artiodactyla, Balaenopteridae. The record is from RefSeq and is a predicted model, not a curated record. Gene Ontology annotation, molecular function: receptor ligand activity. The transcript has 6 exons. Gene Ontology annotation, biological process: neuroblast differentiation; regulation of neuroblast proliferation; positive regulation of microglial cell activation. The coding region runs from base 288 to 689 and encodes 133 amino acids.